Molecule: messenger RNA, 1435 nt
Organism: Blepharisma stoltei
Lineage: Eukaryota; Ciliophora; Heterotrichea; Heterotrichida; Blepharismidae
Source: the annotation of a GenBank genome assembly
AUGGGAAACUUAAACUGCUCACAAUUUUGCCAAAACACAGAAAGGAGCACAGAACUUGACCUAAAGCGUUCAAUUGUCCAAUCAUUUGCUCUCCCGAAAAAAAGCAUAGAAACUCAACAGCUAUUUAAUAAGUCAGAAAUAAAGCCUCAACAAGCACACCAAAUCAAUCAGCAAUCAGAAUCAACGAUCCCUGAAUCCAAAGACGAAAGCUUUGAUAUUAUCACUGACAUAGUUUUUAUGAUUUUCGUCAAGCCAAAAUUUACUUUAUCUUGCCAAGCUGCGUAUUUAUGAGCUAUAUAUAAAAUAUUUUCCAGACUAAAAAUUAAUUUAUGCUGUAAUUCAUAUAAAUUUAAAGCAAGAGCAUGAGAACUUAGCCCGAAAAAUUCAAAAUGCCUGGAGAAUCUAUUAUAAUGUCAAUCAAUAUCUGCAAUUCAGAAGCUACAGGAAAUCUAAUCAUGACUACUUUUCUUAUGAGUACAACAAAGAAACUGUUUCUCCAGCAGCUGGAAUAUUAAAGAGGAAAAAGAAAAAGCCUUACACAUAUGAUAACGGAGCCACUUAUAAAGGUGACUGGGUAGGUGGAUUUAGAGAUGGGUAUGGCAUCAUGAACUGGGUCGAUGGAUCAAAAUAUGAAGGAGAAUGAAGCUAUGGGUACCCAUUUGGAGCCGGAACAUUCAUAUAUAAAGGUGAAGACAUCUAUGAAGGCGAGUGGAUAAGUCCUUACGCCCAUGCCAGAUCAAAAAACAAUUCUUCACCUGAUGGUUAUCGUAAGAAAUAAUUAGUCUGACUAUACAAAAAGUGUAAAGAAGCCAAAAGCGGCCCAAGAUACUCCGAUGCCCACUUAAUAAAGCUUAAAAAUAUCGAAAAAAAUUACCAAAAAUUAUUAGAAAAUUUGCAAGAGCAUAAGGAGUUUGUUGAAACAUUAUUUGAUGACAAAUUCAGCAGGAAGUUUAAAGAAAAGACGUAUCCAGGGAAUUUAAAGUAUUUUGGAGAGCUUAAGGGAAAUGUGAGGGAAGGGAGAGGUAGGUGUAUAUGGGAUAAUGGAGACACAUAUGCUGGGCAAUGGAUAAAUGAUAAACAAAAUGGGAUAGGAAGAAACCUAUGGGUUGAUGGAACUGUAUAUACAGGAGGAUAUAAAGAUAACUUAAAGGAAGGGGUUGGGGAAUAUACGUGGAUUGAUGGGACCAAAUAUGCUGGGGAGUGGAAAAAUAAUGUAUUCCAUGGGUUAGGAAAAUACUCGUGGACUGAUGGACGUGAAUAUAUUGGGGAAUGGGAAAAUGGAAAGAAAAAUGGAUUUGGGGUGUUUACUUGGGCUGAUGGGAAAAAGUAUGCUGGAGAAUGGAGAGAUGGGAAAAAGCAUGGACCAGGAUACUCUACUAAUGACAAUGGAAAAUCGUCAAAAGCUGAGUGGGAUAGUGGAAAAAUUGUUAAAUAA